This is a messenger RNA of Nerophis lumbriciformis (worm pipefish), 5556 nucleotides long. It is a transcript of the gene qser1, whose product is annotated as glutamine and serine rich 1. Lineage: Eukaryota; Metazoa; Chordata; Actinopteri; Syngnathiformes; Syngnathidae. The record is from RefSeq and is a predicted model, not a curated record.
CCACUAUCAUGGGUACGUGAAAGCAUGCAGGACUUGAACACGCUCACCAGUAACCAGCAAGUCACCCAAAGGGGGGAAAGGCACACUUUUCCAUCCGGGGAAUAGCGCGUCUUUACGGGGGGCCGAACCGUGCAGUGCACCGCAGCAGCAGCCGCCACGAUGUGUGUCCGCCGCUUCACGAAGCUCCGCCGGGGAAGCGAGUCGUUGACCGGAUGAUGGACAGGAACUACCCGAGCUCCAGCUUUGCGGACGCGCCGGCUCCGGCAGCACAGCCCGCAGCUUCUUGGGCCUGUGACCGCGGCUCGGCUACCAUCAAGCCAAGUUAUGGCGCAGCACAGCUCGAUGCAGGCCUCCUUCAGCAACAUAGUUACACUUCAACACCGCAACUCCCCACCUACACUACAGCACAUCUGGCUGCUGCCACAGAAGCGCUUGAAACAAACAUUAAUACUUCAGAGACCUCAAUCAUGAGCUUCCUGUCAGCCAUGGAGUCAAGAACCCCUGUUAGUGCCUCACUGCUUCCUCCUUUUAGACCUCCAUCAUGGCCUGCAGGUACCAACCCCUCCACCGCGGAGCUGUAUUUGACUGGUGCUCUGUCAUCUGCCACCACAUUUCCUACACCGGCUGCUCUGUCUACUUAUCAACACACUGGUUCGUACACUUCCAGGAGUUAUUCCACCAACCCGGCACUGGGUCUCCAGGAACCAUCCCUCAGCACUUCCAUCAAUGGCCUAUUAUCUCAUAACGACUCCCUCCUCCAGCACAAACCCAGUCAAAGUUUACUUUCAACAGCACUGGCCUUCAAUCUUACUGGCCCCGUUUCGGGCUCAGCUCUUCCAGUCGAGUCCUCCACGUACCGGUCAGCCCAGGAGUCGGCCCCCCAUCUCCUGCAACCACAGUUUAGCCUUCUACCAGCAGCCCUCCCUGCCCCUCAUAGUCCCUCGCAGUCCUAUGGAGCCACCGUUUUCUCAGGCUCUGUUGAGAGAGCGCUUCAGCGGGAAUGUAGCGUGAUCAAACACCACCAGAGGCCUUCUAGCAGCCACAUAACCUCAGAACUGCCGCCAAACUCUGAGGACUCCUUACAGAGUUACUAUGGCUCUAUCGGUGAAGGGGCCAUGUCUUACCGACAAGAUCCAUCGUGCGAUACCUCGGUAUCUUGCAGCCCUUCAACAGACACUGAUUCCUCCCACGGUGUCGAUAGUGCCAUAAAACACAAAGUGGACUCAGUUACUCAUAGUUAUUCUUGCACCACAGUCCCGACAGCUAAAGAGUGCUCCUCCAAACUCGCUUUUGUUGGCCGGGAGGAAAAUCAAAGCCUCUCCCAGAAGCAGAACUCUGUGAUUGCUAACCAGGUACCAGCGCAACUACCCAGCCUUAUGUCCAACACUUUGUCUCAGACCUAUAUCACGCCACAUACGCAGACACAGCCCGCCCAUUCCUCUUCAGACAAUUUAUCAUCCUUAUACAAGACAUUGCCUUCCAUCUCCAGUCUGUCUGCCAAUGUGGCAUCUGUAAGUCAAGCUCUUCUGUACUCUCCCAAUCCAAGCUUGAGCCAAGAACAGUAUGGUGUCGAAGUCCAGGGUUUGUGUCAAGGUAGCUACCCAUCGUCUCACUCUCAGACUGACCCAAAUGUGGCUUAUACGUCAGAGUCACAGGAGCAGGCCUCAGUGACUCAAUCUCAGCAAUAUGCCACAAUACAGUCUCUGAUUAACUCUUACCAAGCCACUUCUGCACAUGACUAUACUCAGAUGCAAGCCUCUGUGGGACAUAAAGCACUUGGCACAGUUUCCCAGCAGGUAACAGUCCAGACUCCACAUACUUCUGAGACUGUGUCUUCUACCUACUCUUCAACUUCCCAAGCUUUAAGUAAUAAUAUCAGAUUAUCAUUAAGAGACUUAAAGCCAAUGUAUGGCAAACAAACACUUGAAGAACUUCCUAUACAGGACCUACAGGCUCUCCAGCAGGCGUCCAUGGGGGGCUCUGUUAUUAAUGGUACUGUGGCAGCUCACAACAAUGUAAUCUAUGUCGUUUCAAAAAUGGAGGACCUCCACAAAACGCAAAGCGUCAUCAGAGACAGUUCACGUUCUGCUGACCAGCUCUCGCAGCUAAACACAGCACAUGUUAACCAUGAGAGGUUGAGCUCCAUGGGCCAGCAUCACAGUCACCUAAGCAUUGCCAAUGGCCAGGUAAAUGCAGAUCCAAAAACAAAUAACUCUGGUUUUGUAUCUUCACAUAUACUCCUGAGUCCAGAACUUAAGCAGCGGCCUCUCCACAUCAAAUUACCUGAGUCACAACAAACUCACCAGGACCAUACCCCAGCAGUCCACACCCAGUUCAUCACUGUCCCUAACGCACAGGUUCUCUUGGAGCCCAACCAGAUGAUUCUUCUUCAGCAGCCUCUUGUGCAAAGUGCUCAAAUGUCUUCAAAGGUAGUAUCUGCACAAGGCCUUCAAUCAACCCAAGGUUUGAGCCCUUUUAAUGUCCAGUACCUUCAGAUGGAUCGUGAACAACUGCUUUGUCGCAGUGUCUCUGAAAGUCAGCAAGUUACAGUCGUGUCUGAGCAGAGCUCAGGGUGCUCAGAUUCCUCUAAAGACCACUACAGCCAGUCAGCUAAUGACCAGUCAAAUGAUGCUAAGAACCAAUUUGCCCUUAACUCUCUUUGCUUCCCAGACUCUGACUUACUAGCCGAUGACAGGAAUAUUUUAUCAAACGUUGAUGACAUCUUGGCUGCUACUGUGGCUGCUUGUGGCGUCACACCGCAAGACUUUGUCAAAGCCGCAUCCUCCACCCAGGCUGAAAUUGUAACAAUGACAGGUUCUGUCGAUGCCAAGAAUCACUUUCAAACGGUGGAUAUAACGCACAUGUCACCUAGUUUCUCGACAGCGCAGACAAUCCUUACAGGCAGUAACUCCAUGACUAUGAUGCUAAAUGAAGCACAGAUCUCUACAGACCGCCAAGGACUGUCCGUUCAUCACAACAGUUCUGAUCUUGACACCAAUGGAGAUGGAGAGAUCUCUGAAAACGACUACCACUCAAUCAGGCACGUUUAUGACCCGUCAGGCUUCCAAAGCAGUGUCAAAGGGAAGUGUAUCACAACUGAGAACGGCCUAAUGAAAAGCCCAGGUGUUGAGGACUUCCCCCAAAAUAAAGUUUGCCCUCCGUCUUUGACAAAGGGUGAGGAUAUAGUACAAGCAAAACCAGCCAAGCGCACUGUACAGGCAAAGCGGCAGAACUCUAGAGGCAGUGAUUCCAGCCCAUCUGCCUCACAAAGCACGUAUGAUAGUUGUCCACAGCAGGAAAGAAUUAGGCAGAAAAUUCGGGAAGUGGAAGAGAAACAACCUGAGGUGAAAAACGGUUUUAUCGGCUCCUUCCUGGACUUCAUUAAAUCUGGCCCCAAACAGCAGUCCCCUGCAAAUGCUUCAAGAAACACUAGUCGGCCCAAAAAGACUGGUGUCUUGACCAAACCACCAACAAGUAUUGAACCCCCCAAAAUUCAAACUCUACCAGGUUCACUGAUUGCCCAGCAGAGUCAGGGAGUGAGCUCUCAUCAGAAACGUUUGGAUGACGAGCUACAGAAGAACUUGGAGACGCUGCCGUCAUUCAGCUCCGAUGAAGAGGAGAAUACAGGAAGAAACCAGGCGCUAAGGAACAGUAUCAGCUCAGCACUCUCUGCGCUUGAUGAGUCCUCAGAACGGAAAAACAAGCUAGAAAACCAGGUCCCUAUUACGAUACUAAAACCACUCCAAGUCCCCGCUGUGACAUUCAACAUCACAGAAACCUGCCCUCCACCCAUAUCUACUUCCACCCAAACACCAAACGCCGUUGUCACAGGAAUCACUACCACGGCCAGACAGCAGCCCAAAGAGAUGCCACCUGGCCAGCUCGCUGUACAGUUGACAAGUGUGGCCAUCGAGGGACUGACUGACGAGGAGCUGUCGGACAGUGGAGGUGAAGGAAUGUACCGGGAGAGAGACGAGUUUGUUGUGAGAAAGGAGGAUAUUGAGACCUUAAAGGUAUCUAUGCGAGCAGGAAGUGAGCCUCCUGCCAUUUGGAAAGUCCAGAAGGCUCUGCUGCAGAAAUUUGUGCCAGAGUUGAGAGACGGGAAGCGAGUGUUUUCGGCUACAAACAGUUAUCUGGGAUACUUUGGUGAUGCCAAGACCAUGUACCAGAGAGUCUAUGUGAAGUUUCUGGACACCGUGAACAAAAGAGAGUAUGUCCGUGUGUGCAGUCGGAAGCCACGCUGCAAGCCUAUGAACUCAUUAAGAGGUUUUCAGGUGAAGACUCUGCUGGGCUUGACAGCUGCCCCCCUCUCCCAGUCUCAUACUCAGAAGCUUCGGCCCAUCAAACCUCUCAAGCCAAGAGCAGAGCCACCACCCAAGAAGAGGCGGAAAUGGAAGGAGGCCUUGUCGCCCACUGCCUCGGGAUCAUCCUCUGCAGAAGAAGCUGAUGAGGAAGAUGACUUGAACCCUCCUGUGCCUUUUGCUUCACGACUUCUCAACACAAGAACCAUGAAGGACACUUUCAAGAGCUUCGUGGAGCUGCUCAUCAGCCUUGCCCUCGACGAAAGUGUGAUGAUUGAACUUGAAAGAAGAAAUGAUGAGUUGUUGCUGCCACAUAUGAGAAGAAUGGACGAGUUGAUCAGUGACAACAGGAAACGCUUGCUUCACAAACUGCACAUUGGGCAAGUCCUGAAGACGUCACUGGACAGCUGCCCAGAGAUCUCUGUGGUGACGGAGUUGAAAAAGGACGGGGAGGCACCUUUCUUUAAAGUGCGUCUCAGUGGGAAGGCCUACAGCAAGAAGACCAUGAAGCCUUACAAGUUGCCUAACAAAGAGCCACAGGAGUACACAGUGAAUCAGCAGAAAAGCCACUGGUUUUCGUUGUAUCACUCUCUACAACACUACAAGUACCACACAUACCUCAUGUGUAAGGACGAGGUCCUGCGGGUGCAGGCGGAAGAACAGGGGCAGCAGGAAACUGUGCAAAAGUAUCUGGAGAAUAUAGCAUGGGUGGAGGGGCUUUUUAAUCGUUUUGAGGAGCUGAUCAAUCAAGUGCAGCUGGCCUGCCGAUGAUGGACUCAAAAAGACAAAAAAAUACUGAUGGAAUGUACUUAAAACAAGGACUCCUAAGGCUGUCCUACCUAUAUGUCUGCUAAAGAGUGGCUGAGGCCUUAAUAGGAUCCCAUAAAGGUUAGUGUCAGCAAAAAGCACCGUUGAAUGACUUUUUGGGUGUAUUUUUCUCAAGCUUCUCCUAGUUUGUCUUAAGAGUUUGUAGCCACAUGUUCCCUGUUACUGCUCUCCGUUAUGGAGUUCCAGUUUGUAUUUGUUUUUGGCUGGAUAAGUAUUAACACUCGAUGAGAUGCAAAGUAUGUGGCCUACAAAGUUAACUAGUUUUAUCACUUUGACAAGUAGGCACAACUAGAGAGAAGCUGAUAGAUUGCACAAAGAAAAAUAUAUUAUAUAUAAUCUUAGUUAUAUACAGUUUGUCAAACAUCCCUUUUUCAGAGUGCCAACUCACACGUGGCCAUUCAUGUGUAUAUAUGUAUGUAGGUAUGUG